Messenger RNA from Solenopsis invicta (red fire ant), 3022 nucleotides. RefSeq names its product T-related protein (gene byn). The transcript is spliced from 6 exons. Lineage: Eukaryota; Metazoa; Arthropoda; Insecta; Hymenoptera; Formicidae. Bases 560 to 2467 code for a protein of 635 amino acids. The record is from RefSeq and is a predicted model, not a curated record. Gene Ontology annotation, molecular function: DNA-binding transcription factor activity, RNA polymerase II-specific; RNA polymerase II cis-regulatory region sequence-specific DNA binding. Gene Ontology annotation, biological process: regulation of transcription by RNA polymerase II; positive regulation of DNA-templated transcription; mesoderm formation. Gene Ontology annotation, cellular component: nucleus.
CGCGACUCGGACCGAUGCCUCUCUCGGCGGCCGCGUACCCAUCGAGAAACGGAGAAAGAGAGGACGUUAAGCGAGAACAGAGAGGCAGAUAUACCGCCGGUCAGUCUUCGGCGAGUCUUCGCCGGCUAGUGUGAAAUAUCGCGCCCAAGUGUUACGAGCCUACGGCCACGCGGCGCGGUUUCUCGCGGCCUAUCCUCCGCCGUCGCCGCCGACGGAGACGUCUGGUGCCACGACGGACGACGGCUUUUCCGUCGUUCCCCCUUCCGCUCCCCGCCGGUGGGAUCGCAUCCGUUUUCCUCGCGGGACGUUGCGAAUUCGGGAUCGGCGAAUCGAUCGACGGCGAAAACAAUCCAGAUUUUCAUCCCCCUCUCCCACGCCGUGAGAGUCUGCCUGGAAAACGUACCGCGUCGCAUGUGCUGUUUAUUUUUCUUCGUACAAACAGUUUGUAUUGCUGUUCAAUUGAGAGUCGGAAUCUCGAUUGAAUUUCCAAUUUGAGAUUAUAUCGGAAGGGGCGAAAGGAUCGCAAGUUACAGGUGACGUGAUUGGAGAACGCUGAAGGAUGCAACCGGCGGGCGCACCGCGAACGCCGGGUUCUCCAACGCGUUCCUCGUGCCACGAGCGCGAUCGGGAGCGCGAAAGGGAGCCGGAUCGAGAUCGCGAGCGAGAGCGUGGCGGAAGGCAGAAUCGGACGAGUCCUGUGGACGAUCGAGAGGAUCGCGAAGAGCGGGGUUCGAUCGCGAGGCAGAGUCUCGGGCCUCCUGCCGCGAUCUCGGGGAGUCAAGGAUUGCCGCUGUCUUUGUCGCUGGAAGACCGGGAGCUCUGGACCAGAUUCCAGUGCAUCACGAACGAGAUGAUCGUCACGAAAAACGGAAGGAGGAUGUUUCCCGUGGUGAAGGUUGUUGCACGUGGUUUGGAACCGGCAGCUAUGUACACUCUACUACUGGAAUUCGUGCAAGUCGAUCCCCACAGGUGGAAAUACGUCAACGGUGAGUGGGUACCAGGCGGGAAGGCGGAAGUGGCUCCCCCUAAUCCGAUUUACAUACAUCCGGAGAGUCCGAAUUUCGGCGCCCAUUGGAUGAAGGAGGCGGUAUCAUUUGCUAAGGUGAAACUGACGAACAAGUCGAACGGCAAUGGGCAGAUCAUGCUGAACUCGCUGCACAAGUACGAGCCGCGUGUACAUUUGGUCCGAGUGGGUGCCGAAGAACAGAGAACGGUUCUCACUUAUCGUUUCCCCGAAACGCAAUUCAUCGCGGUGACAGCGUAUCAGAACGAGGAAGUCACAAGUCUGAAAAUCAAAUAUAACCCAUUCGCGAAGGCGUUUCUCGAUGCCAAGGAGAGGCCCGCCGAUUCACAAACUUAUCCGCAAUAUGCUGGUGCAUUGUUUCUACCGCAGCCUACAAUGGGAUACGAAUACAACACUGCGGCGAUAGCUGCCGCGCAAAACCAAGUGUCGGCUUGUGUUAGCAAUCAUUUCUCUAAUUCCUGUACCGUCACCACGUCUGGUCACAGAAGCACCUGCAGAGCAGCGCCUUACACCUUGAGGCACAAGUACGUCCAAGAUGAACAGCACGCGGACGCGUACGCGCCGAUGCCGCUCUUGCAUUCCACGGCUUACGUGGCGGCUCCGGCCUGGUCGCCGCGGAGUCCGGAAUCGCUGCAGAAUCUCAAUUCCGCAUGCUUGCCGCCACCCGUGUCGCAGGAGUGGCCGACGUCGCCGUCGCCGUCGCCAACGUCGUCGCACACGGUCCUCGGCAGAGCCGUGAUCGGUGCCGUCGCCACCACGACCACCGUAACCGGUUGCACUCUGUACGUGCCGUCGAAUUUACCCUCCCAGGAGCAGCACGGCGGUCACUGCACUGAAUCGUCUUGGAUACAUUCCAGCGCGCUGGAACAGCAACAGCAGCAACAACAGCAGCAGCAGCAACAGCAAUCGUAUUUGAACUUGAAUCUCCACCUGCAUCAUCAGAUGUCCCCGUACGGUUCUGUUUCGCAUGCAGGGUUGCACCACGCGGGUUUACAUCCACAAGGUACAGAAUCCGUUCCUCCAGACGCGAACGAAUACGUUCACGAGUACCAUCACGCAUCGCCGGUGCAAUCGACCACCCCCGAUCAGCAUCGUCAUCAGCAGCAGCAGCAGCAGCAUCACUCCCAAGCGCAGAUGUUGCACUUGCAGGCACUGCCGCAGACGGAAACGUCUUCGCCGGUUAGUGUAGAGUACGACAGUCCACCUAAAGAGCACCCCCACAUACAGAUGGGCUAUCCCGAGCAAACCGCAGACACUUUGAACGAUGUGCAACAGCCGGACGACGACAGACGAUAUCUGACCACGGUCGUCGACCGCCAUCCUCAUCACCAUCAUCCACAUCAUCACAAUCAUCAUCGACAGGACACGGAGAUCGCUGGCGAGCAGCCGAACGCUUGGACGCCCUUGACACCACCCCCGGCACCGCAGACAACGGCCAUUUGACUCGAAUUUGUACCUUGGAAAUUAUGCACAGGCAUUACGCAUACGCGAGAACGCACGUCCGAGCUCAUUAUUAUGUGUAAAAUCAUCGCCGUGAGAAAUAUCGUCACAAUAUCGAUUUGGUGACGCGGCGCCAGGUCGAUGCUAAAUAUAUUAAACGAUUAAUCAAGAAAAUUUUUAUCGCGCACGAUAGAUAUUAAAAUGUUCAAUUUUAUCGAUCCGUCCUAAAUAAUGUAGUAUUUCGAUUACUUUUAAUCGAUCGCGAAUAUUAAUAUGUCAAGUAUGAGAAAAUAAAGUGCAGAUAAAAUAUUCUUUUCUUAAAUGUUUUGUUUUAUCCAUGUUGUAAAUUAAUAUUUCAAUAUUGUAAAUGUAAUGUGUACGCGUGUAUAGCAAAACUAUUUCUCAAAUAUGAGAACGUUUUAUGCAAGAUGUAUCACUUCCACACCUCAUUACUUUAAAGUAAUAAUUUUCUUGGGCAAGUAAUUGGCUUUAAUUUUUUGCUAGGGAAGAUAUUCAUCAUAGUAGUAAUCGUAUUAAUAAAAGGUUCAAGGUAGAUCA